AUGGAGUUUUAUUUGCUAUUCCUAUCAAUAUCUACCCUUGCAUCAGUUGAGCUUCUCAUCUUUUAUGGAGAAAUGACUCCAGUGUCCCUUAUUUCAUAUUUUCAGGCCAAUUUAGCAGGAAUGAUAGGAAAUCCCAAUAUUUUCGAGAUUGUUUUUGUACUAGCAAAUAGCCAAACAAAUUUUAUAUCAUCACUUAAAGGUGAUAUUCAAAUUGCAAUUGAUGCUACAUUUGAUAUAACUUUAAGCCAUCGCUUAUUGACUGCUACAGAAGAACAAGGAAUUAUAAAUUUGUAUUUAGACUCAAAUUUGCUAACUAACGGUGAGCUGCAGUAUUAUGCUCAUGUGCCUUUGCAAAGCCAAUUGGCUAUUAUGCAGCAAUUCCUAGAUUAUUUAGGAUGAAACGAAAUUACAAUUAUUGGCAGCAAUUCACAAGAAUCCUUAGCGCUUUCUGAUAAAUUUGUGGAAAAUACUGAAAAUAGGGUAAAGCUUAAACUUUUGUUAACAGAAUCUUCUAAUAUUGGUAGAAUGAAUGACAUUGCCGGCAAGAUUUUCAAGCUAAAAGGUUUGCAAAUCUUUAUGGUGCUUUGCGAAGGAAAUUAUAUUAGCAAUAUCAUAAUUUCUUUUGCUAAUAAAAAAUUAUAUAAAGCUGGACUAGGAAUUUUAAUAUGAAGUCAAGGCAUAUGAGGAGGGUCUGAAAAUGGACUUUUAUAUUUAGUAGAGCAAGGCCUUGAAGCUGCUACAUCUUAUGAGCAAUACGAAGCUCUUUCAAUUAAAUUCUUUACAAACUCAAUAUUGGAGUACAUAGAAAAUCUUUCAAGCAAUGAGCUUCCUAGAAUCACUAAUGACUCCUUAAAGCAAUUUAUACAAUCCAAUUGGCCAAACCAUGGGAAACCCCAAAGCUAUUCCAUAAUAAAUAUUGUCUUAACUUAACUUAACUUACUAUUUAUAACGCUUAACGUCCACUACGGGGUUGGCAAUUCCCAGACCUCCGCUCGCUUCCGUCGCAUCGGGCCCACAUACCUCUGGGCCGAUCCGCUUCGUUACUCCAAGGUACGCCUUUGGGCAAGUGUUGCCGGCUUCGACGGCUCAUGGAUGAGCUACUUGCUUGUGACAUGGGUUGCCAUUCCGAAAACCCAAAAAAUGAAUUUUCUGGUAGGCCAUCGGCAAAAAAGAAAAGCACGUAGCCUGGGACGUAGCGCCCAGUUUCACGCUAGGGAGUUGCCCGAUGGUCGUGUGGACUCUGCUGAGCUUCCCCUUUCCAACUUCCGUGCUCUCCUUCCCCACGAGGAAAAAACCAUCCCUUAGAAUAGACUAGGGCCAGGCUCUGAGCACCUCCAGAAUUGCUUACCUAGCAUUGCCGUCCAUCUCUGAAAUGGCAAAACCUUGCCGGAUAUAAUUAAAUAUGAGUCGAGGCUGCAUGGCCGGGAGGCCAUGCCCAGACGAAGACGCCAUAUUUAAUUAUAUAAUAAAUAUUGUCAAUUCUACAAAAAAAAUAGUCGGAACCGCCUCGAACGCUUUAAUCAGCAUUUCAUCAGAUCCUAUAUACCCAGGAAACACCACUAAUAAGCCAACAGCUUCUAAAGCAACCCUUUAUAUGUCCUUAACUACUUCAGGCAAAGAGCCUGAUGGCAGCUUCAAUUCUUAUCAGCCAGUCCAAGCCCAAGGCAAUUUUUUCGCCCGAGACUGAAUAAAUAACAGCUCUUUAAUCCUUGAAAAUUUCCAUAUCAAAUUUGUAGAAAAUAGUUGUGGGACGAUGAGUUUUAUAAAAAAUAUUGAUGCUGCAUGCUAUUCGCCGCUAAAAGAAAAGUUAGGCGUGGUUUUUCUCACUUCGGAUUAUGUAGCAAGCGUUGUAGGUAUAAUUAUGCUGUUUAGAGAAUGAAAUAUUUCGCUUCCCCAUAUAGCUCCAGGCCCAAGUAGUCCGCUUCUUUCCAAUAAAACUAAUUAUCCAGAAUUCAUGAGGGUAGCUCCUAAUGGAAAUUAUAAUGCCGUGGUUAUUCUUAGACUUUGCCAAAUUUUUGCCUGAAAAAAUGUAUAGUAUAAUAGCUGAAAGCUUGCCUAAUAAAAUAAAAUUAAAUUUUCAGGAAAAUUAAAGAAAAACCUAUAAAUGUUCUAUAUGCAAAUUCAAGCUCAAAUAUCGCUAUGUACCAAACCUUUGCAAGCGAGGCCCAAAAAGGAGGAAUCACAAUUGCAAAUGGUGAAAAUGAGCGAAUUCUCCCAGCAAACUAUGACAGAACCCAAUUUUCUAAUUAUAAACAUAUUUUCCAAGCAAUUAAGAACACCAAUGUCAAAAUUUUUAUUUCAUUUCAAACGGCCAAUUCUAAUUAUCAGUCAAUUGAAGGCCUUUAUGAUAUAGGGCUAAGAAAGGGAAACCUUGUCAUAAUUUUACCUUCCAAAACUGGCGGACAAGCUAUAAUCCAAAACUACGCCCAAGCCUAUCUUCCAAAGCUACUAGAACUUCUAACUGGCUCUAUAAGUGUCGGCACAAUUGAAUAUAUAGGCGAAUUUGGCUUAAAAAUAAAAAAAGCUAUGACUGACUACUGACUUCCCCCCGUGAGCGAACAAAGCCAUUGGAAAAAUCCUAAUUUUGGGUAAAAACCCACUCUUAGAGAGCAAGCGAAAAUUUUUGAUAUAAAUGUAUAUUAUAAUGAAAUCUCUAGCUAUUCUGUUAAACUUGCAUUUUAAAACAUAAUUUUGCAAAUUAUAUCAAUAUUUGCUUUAAAAUUAUUUCGAAUUGAGCUUUUUUUUAAAUCAAAAUUUAAUCCCUCAUGAACGACCAAAAUUUUUUGUUCGCUCAAGGAGGGGGAGUGAGGAAAUUCCCCAAAUUUCAAAGCCACGCAUUUUGAUCAAACUUUACUUGCUGCAUAUGGCUUAGAUUUUACUAUUAAUAAAGGUGAUGAUUUUGAAAAUGCUACAAUUUUAGCCAAAAAUGCAAGGCUCCAAAGGUUCACAGGUGCUUCUGGAUCUAUCGCAAUCGAUUCUACAUCAAAUGACAGGAGUUUUAUGAUUUUGGGUAUAAAUAAUUUUUAUACAACAAAUUCAACUGGGAUUUAUAAUGAAAGCGUGGCGGGAUAUUAUAUUCCAACUUCAAGCAUCCCUAUACAGCUUAGUACCAAUAUUAUAUGGCCUGGGCCUUCUUAUACGCUUCCCCACGACUCCGUAGUGAUAGAUUCUGAAUGCGGCUUUGAUAAAUCAAAAACUAGCAAGUCUGUUAAAGGAAUUGCGGUUUUUACGACCAUUUGUGGGGCAGUGUCUUUAUUAGCUGUUUUAAUUGCAUUUUAUACGUGGAAAAGGAAACUGGUUAUGCAUUAUCCUAAGCUUGUGGAGGCAAGAGAGAUACAGUUUGCGGACUCAGUAAUUAUGAUGACAUUGCUGGUGGAAACUUUUCAGUAUAUUAAUAUAGGGCCAAAGGUGAAGAAUGAUCCCGCUACAAGGUAUUUGAGCAGCUUAAUUAAUAUUGAUAUUACAAUGCUUAAAAGCAGCGCAUAUUGGAUUGGACUUGAUAUUGUGCUUGGAAUAGUAUGCUUUUGGCUUCUUAUGUGUUUAUUGGCGGUGUCAAAAAAUCGGGCUGUAAUUCAGAACGUAUUUAUCCUUAAUUCCUCUGUUUAAGUUGAAGCAAAAAUUCUGUUCCAGUUUAAUUUUUUUUCUAACUCUGGUGAACAAAAAUCCCUAUUUUUGAGAAAACCCACCCUUCGUAAGCAAACAAGUAAAAUUUUUAAUAUAAAAAUUUUUUAUUAAAAAAUAUUUUGAUAUAUAAGUGGUAAUUAGUAUUAUGAAAUCUCUAGCUAAUUGUGUUAAUUUUAAACAGCUUAUUUUAAAGUAAAUUUUCAAAUUAAAUUAAUAUUUGCUUUCCAAUUUUUGCGAAUUAGAUUUUUUAAAUUAAAUUAAAAUAGUAUGGUGAAUCAACCCACCCUCUUAACUCCUGCAGUCGACAUCCGAAUACGCGCUGGGGACCUUGAGGAAGGGAUGCUGGCGUUCAAUAUAUGUAUCCGGCUAGGUUUUUCUUGUUUGAAGAAGCAAAUGUCAGGCAGGUUUUUACCUCAGAGGGAGAUGUGUCUGAAAGUUGGAAAGGAGUUUCAGAGCGUCAUCAAUAGCGCUUUCUCGGCCAAUAUGGACUAUUCCCUAGUGAGAAGCCAGAAGUUAGGUCCUGGACUACAGAUUUCUAUCUUAGCCAAGAGCCGACCAGAAAAUUCAAGCCUUGAAUUUUUAAUGGUUGCAACCCUGCUAACGUACGCACAGCGACACAAAAUUUCAGACUGCCAGGGAGCAUGCGCAGACCAAUGUCUGGGAGGAGCAAGACUUUGAAGGUCGCGAGACGAUCUUCAUAGAAGCGGGCGAGUGGAGCGUUAUGGAAGGGAAUAAGGAUCUUCCAAUUCGACAGGGAGCUUUUCUAUAAUGUGAGGGAAUUUUUUGAGAAAAAAUUACAAUAAAAUUUAUAUAUAAGUUUUAUUAAAAAAAUUAACCCCACUCUGUAAGCGAACAAAAAUCAUUUGCUUGCUCACUGAGAGGGAGUAAGCAAAAAUUAAUAUAGAAAUUUUCAUAAUAAAGAUAAAAUUUAAUUUGAAAUUCAAUGCGAUAUAUAAAUUUUAAUUUUUUUUUUGAAAAAUUAAUUCAAAAAGAUUAAUCGAAGUUUUAAAUAGCAAUAUAUUUCUAUCAUCAUUAAAUUAGGUCAAACUAUUUAUGAGAAAAUAAAAUGGUAAAAAUAUAUCUCAAAGGAUCAGUUAGAUGGCUUUAUGAAGUAAAAAACUACUUAAUGCCCUUAUUAGGAAAUAUGCUUUUUAUCCCAAUAAUAAAUAUUCUACUUACUGUCCCUAAGUGCUCAAAGUCAAUCGGAGAUGAGCUUGAUGAAAGCUAUAUGGAUAUCAACUGCAAAGAAUUUUGCUGAAAAGAAACUCAUCUAACCUAUGCAAUUGUUUGCGCCUUCUCACUUGCCCUGUACAUUCCUAUAUCGGUCAUAUAUAGGCCUCUUUGAACUAAUCUUCAAGGCGACUACAAUCAAAAUAUCCGACCCCAGCCAGGAUAUUUAAUUGUAAAAAGCGCAGCCCAAAUCAUUUUUGUAACUCUAACUCCACCCUCCGUGAGCAAACAAAAAAUUUAUUAUAGUAGAAAUUGAAAAAAAUUUUGGAAAGCAAAAAUUAAUAAUUUGAAAAUACAAGCUUUUUAAAAUUCAACAGAAUUAAUUAAAUGAAUAAUCAUUUAUAUAUCGAAAAUUUUUUUCAUAAACAAUUUUUUGUUUGCUCAAUGAGCUAUGUUUUUACCCAAAAAUAAUGAAUUUUUCCAAUGUUUUUUCACAAAAGGAGGGGGAGCAAACAAAAUAAUUUCAUUGCACGACUCCAUAACCCAAGGUUUUGCCUAUUUAUGUUUUUUAAUCAUAUUUACAGUCUAUAUAAUCAAGCAUCCGCCCUUUAAUUAUGAGCGAUUAAGUAUGUGGCAUGUUGUUGCUUUAUUUUGUGUCUCAUGAUCAAUAUUAUUAGCAAGUCUUUCUCUAAUAGUAGAUCAAUAUGACUUAGGAUUUAUGAUAGCAAAAUUAGCAGGAUGGGGUAUUAUGAUUGUGUAUGGUCUAUUUUUGCAUACCAAAAAAUACCCAGCACUAUUAAUAAGACAGCCUCCACAAAAUAUUUCUGUACUAUUUAGGUUUAUGUUGACGUCAAGUGUAAGAGCUGAUGAAAUUGAGAAAAAAAAUUUAAGGUUUGAGAAUGGAGGUAUUAAGCUAGAAGAGCACGCUAUUGAUGCACUGUCUUUUGAUAAAAUUGAAAUUGCUGAAAAUAUUGAAAAUGACAUGACAUCUAAAAGAGAUAUUAUUGACGAAGAAGAAGGAAUUAACUAA
Blepharisma stoltei is the source of this 5824-nucleotide messenger RNA. NCBI's taxonomy places the organism in Eukaryota, Ciliophora, Heterotrichea, Heterotrichida, Blepharismidae. The record is from the annotation of a GenBank genome assembly.